CCCCCCCCCUCUUUCCCCCCCCCCCCCAUGCCAGCCAUGAUAGAGAAGGGCCCGGAGGUCUCCGGGAAGCGCAGGGGCAGAAACAGCAAUGCCAGCAGCGCGACGAGCGCUUCUAACAGCGCUGCUGCCUCGGCCGGUGCCAACAGCGCUAACAAUGGAAAUAAUAAAAGUUUGGCAGCGGCAGCAGCGCCCAAUGGGAAUAGCAGCAGCAACAACUCCUGGGAAGAAGGCAGCUCUGGGUCCUCCAGCGAUGAAGAACAUGGUGGAGGAGGCAUGAGAGUGGGACCCCAAUAUCAAGCAGUCGUCCCUGACUUUGAUCCUGCUAAACAAGCAAAGCGGUCUCAGGACAGAGAGAAUCUUGGUAUGCUUGUCUGGUCACCCAACCAGAAUAUUUCUGAAGCAAAGUUGGAUGAAUACAUUGCUAUUGCAAAAGAGAAACAUGGCUACAACAUGGAACAGGCACUUGGGAUGCUCUUUUGGCACAAGCAUAACAUUGAGAAAUCUCUGGCUGAUCUACCUAACUUCACUCCAUUCCCAGAUGAAUGGACAGUUGAAGACAAGGUUUUGUUUGAGCAAGCUUUCAGUUUCCAUGGGAAAACAUUUCACCGAAUUCAGCAGAUGCUGCCUGACAAAUCAAUAGCGAGCUUGGUGAAGUUCUACUACUCAUGGAAAAAGACGAGAACCAAAACAAGUGUCAUGGAUCGUCAUGCUCGGAAGCAGAAAAGAGAAAGGGAGGAAAGUGAGGAUGAAAUGGAAGAAGCAAAUGGAACUAACCCUAUUGAUAUUGAAGUUGAACAAAACAAGGAGACCAAAAAAGAGGUUACUCUGAAAUUUAAUGCACGCUGGACCACAGAUGAGCAGCUUCUUGCAGUUCAAGCAAUCAGGAAAUACGGUCGUGACUUUCAAGCAAUCUCUGAUGUGAUUGGGAACAAGUCAGUGGUGCAAGUGAAAAACUUUUUUGUAAAUUACCGGCGGCGUUUUAACAUAGAUGAAGUUCUACAGGAAUGGGAAGCAGAGCAUGGCAAGGAAGAAACGAAUGGAACCAGUGCACAGAAACCUGUAAAAUCACCAGAUAAUAAUACCAUUAAAGUGUCUGAAGAAGAGGAGGAGGCUACUUCUGUUUUGGAUGUCAGAUACGCCACUGCUUCUUGAGAAACUGAGGUAGCCAAGAACAAUUUUAUGUUUUGACUACUGUGUUCGCCACAAUAUCAGGUAUUAGCAAAACCUCAGACAGCCAUCUGCAUCAUAUCUCUGUGGACAAGCAGCUAUUACCAAAAAAGAGAGGGAGGGAGAGAGAAUGAACAGAUCACAAACAAAAGGCAAACAAUUCUGCUCCUGUGCUAUAUUUGCCUUAAUCUUCUCCUCAUUCCUCCACAUGGCCGCCAUUGACACUUCUACAAUUCCUAGAACAACUUCUUGGUUUUCAGUGAUGGUUCCUAUUAUUCAGCUAUUCCUCAAACCAUCUACACACCAGUGUGUUAAGCCACGAUCAGCCAACCUUUCUUCUCUUUCCCUUGCUCAGAAGUUACCUCCAGGCAGCAGGGACGUUUCUAAAACUUGCCUAAUAGGGUAUUAGUAUAUAUUUCUAUAUGGCCUUGUGUGACUUUGGCUUUUUUUCCUGAUGUAAUCAUUAUUCAUAAGAUGACUUUUUCUUUUUAUGGGUGAGCUCUCUGUUAAGAAAAGUGCUGUGCAUCUCUCAUCUCUCAGCUUGUCUGGCAUUUUCUCUGAAGUCAGGGGAGAUGGAGAGGAGAGAUAAUUUCAAAGAUGCAACGGUAGUUUACUGGCCCCCCAGCGUGUACAACUCUUGUGGCUGUGUUCAACUCCUUUUUAGGAAGCUCACUGAUUUUAAUUGUGAUUUUUAUGAUUAUUAUGAUUAUUGUAAUGGGCCUUUUUAUUUAGUGCAAAAGGGAAUGUGCCGCCUGUAAUCUGCUUUGAUAUAACACAGACGCGUGCGCACACAGAGAGCAUUCAGCAUAAUUGCAUUAUAUUGUCCAGAUGAAUUCCAAUACAAUUGAGUUUCUUUGACCAUUUGGGGAUUAAGGCAGAACCACAGCUUUUUAUAUGGAAAUUCUGGCAUAUUCCUCUCUUCUUAAAGUGUAGACCUUUCACCUCUUUGAGUCUGCACAUUACUUGUAGAGAUGGGAGCUUGGUCAUGGCAUUACAGUACAGAUGACAAAUGUAAAACAGGGAGGUUUGUUCCUUAAAUUUGCACAGGGGAGACUCCAGAGUAAUUUUCCUGUCCUACAUUUUAUUCUCAUUCUUCCCAUCUCCAGAAAUCCUUUUUGAUAGUAUUUUAGCACAGCCUUCCCCAGUCUAGUACCUCUUCAUAGGUGUUAGACUGCAACAUCCAUGAUUUCCAGCCAGCGUGACCAUUGGGCCUUGGGUACCAGUUUGGGAAACCUCCUGUAAUAUCAUGCAAGCUGCUGGAGCUUGCUAUAGUGUGGUUCCUUCCAAUAUCGGAAGCCCAGGUGUGAGGGCAGAGAGGCCACCAUGGCAACUUUCCAUUCCAGUAUUGCACUUCCUAGGAUCUGGAAUGAUGCUGGCAUGAGAAGUAGCAUUGGUAGCUCUUCUCCUUCUGAUCCUAGCAGCAUGGGAGGCCCUCUGCACCACCUGGGCAACAACCAAAGGGGCCAAUCAUCUGAAAACGUAGAAGAUAGUAUUUUUGUCAGUGAAUCUCUUGUGCCUCUAUAAAAUUAAGUUAAUAUUUUAAUUGGGAAAGUCUAGUGGUUAUAUUUGUUUUCUUCCCAUUAACUUUGUCAUUAGAUGACUUUUAAUAUAGAACUCAAAUUUAAAUGAAGUUACAAUCUCAGUAUGUAUUGGAAUAAUGAAUGGUCCUUAGGUAGAAAAGUGAUAUAAAUUCUAUUGGGGUAGGAGCUCUGUGCCCUUUCCUUGCAGCCCCAUUAGUUUAAUGUUGGUCUCCACCAACUAGAAUUGAUCUACAUCUAUUAACGUAUCCACCAGUUAAAAUUAAUUAAACUUUGCAAACAAAUUCAUGUUUUGUUUGGUAUACCAGGCACCACCAAAAUUAUAUCUUGGGGACGGGGAGGGAUGCCCAAUCGCAUCUGUUUUUUUAAGGUAACGUAAAUGAAACUAUUUUUAGAAGGCCCUAUCCCUUCCAUUUUGAUAAUUAUACACAUGUGAGCACAUACAUGUGCACACACAGUUGAAGCACAAGAGGUUUAUUCCAUAACUGUACUCCUAGAUUAUCAUCCUAACCACUGCUAUGAACUUUGACAGCACUGAUGAUUCUAAAAAGAAUUAUUCUGGGAGAUUUCCACUAUGCAUGAGAAGGCAGAACUGCACUUUAGCAUCCUUUCCAAUAGCUGCCACCAGAUGAGGAUAGCCAUUAACAAGAAGGCAUUUGUGGAGGUCACUCCCAGUUCCUACACAUAGCAAUAGAACAAGCACUUGCCCCUUCGGAUGUGAUUCUUUAGAACAACUUUUCCCAACUUGGUGCCCCUCAGCUGCGUUGAACUACAUUUCCCAGCACCCCAGCCAGCAGCUGGGGAUGGUGGGAGGAACAGUCCAGCCCAGCCAGUCAUUCUAAGGUGGCGAAGGCUAGCUCAUAGGUGCUUUGCCAGCCACUGAUUUCAAAACUGUUUUUUGCCAGAGGAAGGCACCUUUUAAACAAAAGCUGUUCCCGUCUUCAUAAGUAGCUAACAAAAGUCCAGAUAGGAAGGAACCUGUUACUCUAUCCAGUGUAAAAAAUAGAGAGGAAGUAAUAGAUAAUGCCGAAUAAUAAUCUAAAACCGCCUUCUUCAAUGUGGUGUCCACCAGAUGGCUUAGGCAGCAUCUCCCAUCAUUUCUAGCUGGCUGGGAAUGAUGGGAGAUGCAGCAUGAGCCACCUGGAGGGCACCACAUUGGAGAAGGCUGAUACGCAACAGGGGAAACAAGCCCUUUAAAUAAAAAGCCUGACUAGUCUAAUAAAGGAAGAGAGAAUGGAAAGAUAUUAGAAUGCAAAUGAUAAAAUCAUUGUACCCCUCCUUAAUUAGCUCCUACGUGACACUUUGUGCCUGUGAUAUCUGAUUUAUAUUCCCCGCUCUGGGAAGUCUUUUUUAAAAUCAAUUCCUAGUCUAUGUAUGUAAAAUGGAAUCUGUCCUGCCAGGGAAAUGUAUAUAAAAACACUUUCCUCCAUGUGUUUUGUUGAAGAAUUGGCAUAUUUUAACCAUAUUUUAAAGAUGGAUUCUGGGAUGCCACCUAGUCAUUUUAGGAGUGGUGGGUCAUAAAAUGAUCUGUUUUUAAAACUUAAUUGCGAUAGUAGGCACUGUGCAAUUGUAUAAAAUUAGAAAUAUUUCUUUGUAAAUGUACCUGUUUUAUAUUAAAUUAGCAAAGGAUAUGAGAGCCAGAUGGGUAUCGCUUGAGUCUGCCUCAAAGCCAUGCUGGUAAAGGUUUAAAAUGUAUGUUUAUUAUAUGACAUAUGUAUUGCUGGACUGUAUUACUUCAGACUGCAGGUGUGUGUUAGAGGGCUGAAUAUAAGAAAAUGUAUAUUUGAAAGUUAACUUGCAAUUAUUAUUUUUACAUUACCCAUCGUCGUCAUCAGCCAUUCAGUUGAUUCCAGCCCUUGGCUCGCUAUGGCUUAUUGCUCUUCAUGCCCCUCUGCCUCACACGCUUCCUUAAGAUCACCACGUACAUCCCUGUGUCUUUAAAUUACCAGAACCUAUAAAAUGCUGAUGUUAGGGAAGAGAUUAGGACAGUCUAAACCUUCCUGACAUGCUAAGUUUAUAUAUGUAAAAAUAUUUAUGAGGGGUGAUGUUCUGUGUACCUUCUAUAGCCAGGGAUACACAUGCAGUAAUUUUCUUGGCUUUUCUCAGCAUGGUGCUUCCCAGCUGUUUUGAAUUACCAAGGUGUGUUAGCCAGAGGGCAUGGCCAAAUGAUUAGAAGUGGUGGGAAUUGUAGUCCAACACAUCUGGAGAAUACCGAGCUGGGGAAGCUUGACUUAGAUUAAACGUGAGUUAGAAACCAGAAGUGUCUUCUUUGAGAAGAAUGCAGUACUUCUGUGAGUCUGGUUGAGGUACUGCAUUGAAAAUUUAUACCAAACACUUGAGAGAAAAAUUUCUGUAUCAUUCUAUUCCGAUGUAUAGGUUUCCUAAAACAGAUUUACAAUUAACUUUGUUCACCUUUUGUAUUAAUUUCCAUUUCAUAAAUGAGUAUUUCAUUUUCUUUAGGAGAUAUCAUUACUAACACCGUCUUUUGAUUCCAUGCCAUGCUGCACUGGCACAGGGGAGUUUGCAGAACUGGAUUUCCCUACUCUCUUUCUGAACAGCCCCACAGCCCCUGAAAAAUGCUUCAUGGGGGUCCUCCUGAACCAAAGAGGUGAGGGAUUUGAAAAGGAUCCCCAAAGAUUGACUGGUGAGCAGAAGGUAUGCCAGCUAGCAGAAUGUCACUGUCAAAUAUGACACACACACUCAGGCCUGAGUAAGGCAAAUCUCAGCAAAACCAGAAGUUAAGUAGGUGAACAGUUGCUAGAAUACGGAUAAAAACUGAGUCACGUUUUUCAUUAUCCUGUGUGUGACAGUUCUGACAUUUGUUCCUCUGCCUGCAACCUGAAGUGGUACAGUUCAUCCCUAAGGCCACUGAUGAUGCCCUUUGGCUCUGGGUGCAUGUCUCUGUCUUUGGUAAAUCUAUGAAGCAAAAUGAUCAGAAAAAGACUUGGUUUUGGCUUGAUCCCCUGUGGAAGUUGGUGCAGAAUCCCUCUGUGAGGAAGAUAAAUUAUGUAUAUUCUCUCACCUCUUCAUUGCAAUAGAAUAGCAUUGAUUUUUUUCCCAUUAAUUGAGCUAUGCCUGCAACUGUUUCAUUAUGAAAUAGAAUAAAUUAUUUAGGUUUCAGUUUUUUAAAAAACUGGUCUUCUGUAUGGAAAGACUUCAAUUUUGUUGUUCAAACAUUAUUUCAAUCAAGGUUUUGCGUUCUGAUUUAGAGGGGUCCACAAAGAUUACUACAUAAUAUGUAAUAUUCACUUAAAUCUUGUUCUUCUUAAACUAUCAAUGUGAAUGUUAUAAUUAUAUAUAUAUUGUGGAAGAUGGGAAAUUUUAUUUCUUCCUAAGUAUAAGUUAUUAUGCAUAACUAUGGUAUCGCUAUGAAAAAGUGGUACUUUUUAAAAAACACAAAACAAAACAUUUAGUUUUAGAAAUCUUAACAAAUGUAUUGUAUAUGCACCAGAAUUUUACAUUUAUUCUAUUUAAUUUUUAAAUGUAGUUGUGUAACAUGCUAGUAAUUUUUCCAUCGUAUUCCCUCCACCCCCUCUACUUUAUUCAUCAGAAUACCUUGUUACUUGAAUAUUCUUAACUGGUCUGAAACACAGUAAAAUUCUGUAAUCUGAAGCCAAGGCAGGGAGGGCUUAUAUAAUGUGUAGCGCUUAACAGUUUCUGGCAACAUGGUACAAUCAUAUCCCCAGUAGCAGCUUCAGCUAGUAAUGCAGUUGCAUGUAUACACAUACAUCCUCUCUUCAGGAAUAUAAACAUCCAUUUAGUGAAGUCCCCUUUUCUGAACUGAACCCAUGGGAGUCCCUUUGGACACCUGUGUUCCAUGCGUAUUCUCAAUAUGGAGGAAGGAGGGGGUAUCACAUCCCCGGCCCUCCCCAUGGCUGCUGUGUGGUGGCUAUCCGCUCGUUUGGUGGGGGGUGUGAAAAGGGACGUUUCCCCGUGUUCAGCUAAACAUUGGCAGGAGUUUCAGUGUGACCAAGGGGUCCUUGUCACCUUGAACUCCCCACACAUGGCAGGUAUGAAGAGGGUGAUGCUCUGUCUGCUUUUCUGCUGAGUGGUAUCUUUCUGGCCUGGUGCUCAGCCAGUUCUGUGCGCCUCCCUGGAAGUCAGGAAGCAUCCUGCCUUCUCCUGUAAUAUGGGAUCCAGGAGUUAGCUUAGGGAUGGAAAUACCUGUGAGCCUGGAGAAACUAAUACUGACCUUUCACCCUUCCACUCUACAACCUCAAGAGCUUAGCUAGAAGAUGAAUCAGGAAUGUAACACACGGGGUGCUUGGUCUGUAUUCUAGCCACCCCAAUUUAGAAAACACUGCUGUGUGAAUUGCUAAGGUCCGUGUAUAAUGCUGGCUGGGUGGGGUUUUAUGUAUAUAUAUAUUUUUAGGAUAACCAACCAAUGCAAGAAAAUCAUCCUUCUGAAACUAAACAGUUGUCAUGCAACGUCAGAGAUUAGUGAAUUUGCCUAUGUUAAUUUUAUUCAGUUUCUUAUUUUUCCAACCUUCAGUUUGGCCCAGUCACACAUCAGUGUAGGAUUUUAUUUUUCAAAGUCCUCACAAAUUUUUCUUGCAAUUUUGCGCUAAUGUUUUGCUAAUGUAUACAUUUUUUGCUAGUGAUUUCUCCUAAAACAACAUGUUUCCAUCCAUUAUGUACAUUUUUGUGUAUGCUUUUCCAUAGUGUAUGGAUUUGUGCAUAGCUUCCCACAAUGUGUGCAUAUUUAUUUAUUUUAUUAUUAUUAUUGUGGAGAAAUGUAGCACUAAAUUUGGGUAAGUGCAAAUUUCAGUGUGCAACUAUGUUGCGGUUUGCUCAUUGUUUCAGCAGGUGCACAAUUUGUAAGUGCGUAAGAUUUGGACAGAAUGAAUUUCUCACCUAGCUCUUUAAAUGAUGAAUCGGGAGACCUGCAGUUUGAAAAAAAAGCAACAUCUCAAGUUGUCUCAAGCUCAAGAAACUAGCUUCUUUGAACUUGGAUAUUUGGUUUUUAAAAAGGACAAAAUAGCAAAUCUGAAGCAAUUUCCUUCCUAUUUUAAGGACCUUUUGAAACCUGUCUAAAACACACUCAUUGCCACUUUAACUCUGUGACCAUUUCAAUUCCAUGCCCCCUUUCCCCAGUAAAAUGCAUCUUUGGUGUUUUUGCACCCCAAAUAAUGAGCCAAGUUUUGUUAGCCUAACUUGCUUACUACAUGACUAAGUGUAAGGACUUUAUAAUUAAAUAAAAAAAAACAACCCUCCCAUCAAUUUAGCAAAGUAGAAAAAAAAAAGUCAUGAGAGAGAAUUUUUUGGGGAGUCUAUAUUUUUGAAGCAUUUCAAGAGGGAUUAAAAUGAGUCUCACUAUUUUAAUGAAAAAGUCACAGUUUUAUUAGUUUGGGUUUGUUUAGUUAGUUGUGCAAUGUCCCAAACCCCUCAUGCUUUCCUCUGCUCCCUGGAAACAAUGCAGCUUUUUUCCUCUGGGCACAAUCCACCAUGCACUGGCAUACUGCAUCGCCUCCAUUGUUUUCUAUGGGGUCUGUGCAAGAAUUCCUUGGUUGUAAGCUUCCCUGGAACAAAGAGCAGCUGUAUAUUAGCCAUGCCUGUUGGAUUGAUGUAAAGCACAACUACAGCGAAAGCUACAGUUCUGAAGACAGAAGGUCAGUAUAUGUCUAUGCAUGUUGUAUAUUCAUGAGUGUUUACAUUCAUAUUCUCCUCAAAUUUAAAUUUAUACUGGAGUGUAUAGUAUUCCAUUAUGUAGAUUUUAUCAAUUUUGUUAAAUUCUCCUAGACAGCUUACAGGAUUCCUGCUCCAAAAUUUUAUGAUGUAUAAUGUUAAGUUUGCAAAUAUAAUACAAUUCUGUAUAGCCUUUGAAGUGAUAAGAAAUUAUGCAUUGGGGCUGGGUGUUUUUUUAAAAGUGUGUAGUAAUAAUGCUGUUGUAAGUAAUAUUUUUCAUGUCUUCUCUCUCUUUUUUUGCCUGUUCACUCCUCCCUAAUAUUAUUUAGCAGACUUACUGUGAUGGAUGUUCAUGGAAUUAUAAAACUGUGUAGUCACGGAAAAAUAACAGUUUGGGGACUUUUUUCUCUCUGAAUUAUCAAUUUGCUGUAAGAGGAAUUAUAACAGGGAGAGGGGAGUUCAUGAUUCAUUUCUGAAAUUCUACACAGUUCAUUCUUCUAUUAUUUCCAAUGUUUGCUGACAUGAAAUUAAAACAAAUCAAGCCAUUAUGUAAUGCAA
Molecule: messenger RNA, 8888 nt
Organism: Varanus komodoensis (Komodo dragon)
Lineage: Eukaryota; Metazoa; Chordata; Lepidosauria; Squamata; Varanidae
Gene: RCOR1
Product: REST corepressor 1
Exons: 10
Coding region: 28-1152 (374 amino acids)
Biological process (GO): regulation of transcription by RNA polymerase II; negative regulation of DNA-templated transcription
Cellular component (GO): transcription regulator complex; histone deacetylase complex
Molecular function (GO): transcription corepressor activity
Source: RefSeq, a predicted model, not a curated record